AAAAAAAAAAAAAGAAAAGAAAAAAGAAACAGAACGAGAAAAAAAAUCAAGAUCGUUCGAAGUCGAAAAAAAUUUGUUUAUUACAUAAAUGAUAUUAUAAUAAUGUGGUCAAAUGUUUUGUUCGUAAGUAUCUUAUAACUCUUUGUAAACAUAUACAUACUACAGAGCAUACUUUACGUUGUAUACCGAUAUCCCUAAGGUCAUGGUGAACAGCGUAAGAGUAAAGAAAGUAGCUUCGUCAUCAGCCCUCUCGAGAUAUCUCAUGUCCAUCCACGGUACCGAAGUAACGGGUCGUCAUUCACGAAAAGAAACCAAGAACGAAAUCUCCUUGAUAUGAGUCACCUUACAACGCAACGUGUUUAUGUCGCUUAUCGUUAAGAGACAAGAAAUAUGUCAGAUCUAAUCGCAAAAUGAUUUAAUAGAAUAUCAUCAGGUGCAUACGAAACGUGAUCGAUUUUUCGAUCGCACGAUUAUACAAGGAAAGAGAGGAGACUUGGGAUAUACAUUUUUCCACGAAAUCUUUCAACUUUCUGACUUUUUCUUACAAGCGAAUUCGACAGAGAAAGAAGAAAACCAUGGCACUGUGUAUUUAAGGAAGACGAAGAGAGAUAAAAGAGAAAAAAAAAAGAAGAAAAAAGAACUCGCGAUUUGUCGCGCGUUCGACCUCUCACGAAAAGAGGAAGAGGAAAAGUGGGAGGGAGGGAGGAAGAGAGAGAGAGAGAAAGAGAGGGGGAGAGAGAGAGAGAGAAAGAAAGCUGGUAGCGGCAAAAGUAGCGGGCAGGCUCGAGGAAGACGAAAGGGCCCGUUUUAAAGAGCCGAGCAUUAAAAACAACAAUGUCAUUACAUUUUAACGACCUGUUCUUGGGCUCUGCCCUCCCUUUUAAAAGCGUUCGUUUGCAGGUAUGUGGUCCCCGCGUAUGGGGACCACCUUACUAGCGGGUGGAGGGAGUGAAUAAGAGAGAGAGAGAGAGAGAGAGAGAGAGAGAAAAGGAGAGAAAGUUUAAAACUGCACACACAGUUUAUCAUUGGAUAUUCGGUAGAUAACGAUAAUUUACAUAUAAUACAUCUGAUUAAUCGAUUAUCUAUAUAAAUCUGAUUAAUUUUUAUCGUCGCGAAUAAAUUAAAAAUCAAAACGUUUUACGAUUGAUCCGCUUUUUCAAGUAAUCGAAAAGAAGAUUGUUCCAAUUGACUCGGCUUGACUUGGCUCGACUCGGUUCGAUUUGUAAUUUGAUAAGAAAACGAGAGGCAUUCGAUAAGAUGCUCGAUCAAGGAUGAUCGAUCGACAUAUUAAAGAAAGAAAAAAAAAAAGAGAGAAAAAGAGAAAAAAAAAAGAAGGGUCGUAGAGGUGUUUUGACAGGCCUUGUCCAAGGGUGCAAAAACAUUCGGAUCCGGCACUGGUGAAGAGGAGAAGACCACGUUCGGUCCCUCUUCUCUUCAGCAUCAUCCCCUGGCGUCACUCGUCGGCGACGGCGGCGACGGCGGCUGCGGGCGGUGGCGGCGGCGGCAGCCAGGCACCAUGCACCUCGCGAAGAAUUAGUAUGGGCGAAGAAACAAAAGCAUAAGGAGCUCACGCGAAGGGUGUGCGGAGGGAACGGUGCCGGUGCAGGAAGGAGGAAAGAAAAAAAAGAGGAGCCGAGAUGGCGCCACACGUCCAGCGUGUUUUCAGGGCAUCCUCCGAGAUCAUGGAAUCUACGUGGCAGUUAAUGACAACAGUCAUUUUCUUUUUGGUUCAAUUGAAUAUAUUACACGCCCAUCGGGAACAUAAGGUCCACAACAUAGUACUCUAUCCAGACAAGCACAGUUGGUGCAAAACGACGCCUAUCAAGCAGGUAGUCGCGUGGCCUCAAUGCUCAUCCCAAGAGCUCGACAACAACGUGUGCGUUGGAGCUUGUUUCUCUUACAUGGUACCCCACAGCGAGCCGUCCGCUCCUGGUGAUUUGAUAAGACCCUAUUGCGACUCGUGUCAGCCUCUCGACAGUGUUUGGCAUACAGUUACCUUGGAUUGUAAGGAUGAGGGAAAUAAUCCUAUGACUAUGCAGAAGAAGGUUCAAAUAAUAACGAACUGUUCCUGCAGUUCGUGCAUGGAGACAUCUAGGAUCAAACCUGAUUAUAAUACUUUACUUCAAUCAUUGGCGGUCGAAAAUUUGGAUAAGAACGUUAACGUUGUUCACGAGACACCAGAUCUUUUGUUGAAUCCUAAUUUAAAUUCAUCGAAGAAUACAACAAGAGACGGCGUGGAAGCUAACGAAAGAUUUCUGCAAUUGUUCAAGCAAGGAUUGAAGGAUUCAGAGAAAUUAGACGAGACAGGUGCGAAGGAACUUUUUUCGAAAUUCGGAGAGGAAAUCGAUAUGGAUAAGUUGAGGGAUUUGUUGAAGAAAUAUAGUCAAGAGGACGAGAGGCAUCAACAACAUCAACAAACUAAUAAACAACAACAACAACAACAGCAACAACAUCACGGUGCUACAACGAUGCUACAUCGAGGUCCUCAUCAUUCAAUGGUUUUGGAUUCUGGUGUUAAAGAAAAAAUCGACGUUGAGCCACAUUAUUUACAUCCAGCGGUGGCUGGUCAAGAGAUCAGUUAUCAUGACAACGUUGUCGUCGACAAGGGCAAGAAGAAAGAUUUUUGAGAUCUUUCGAUCGAAAAACGAUCGUCUCGUUUUACGAAAUUGGAUGCCGACCUGGGUUCUUCGAACGAGUUGGACGACGAACGAGCGGAUCGUAGAACGGACUAAUUGUAAGCGAAGGAACGACAGUUUCCCACGCUGAUUCCACGAGAAUUAAUCGGUAAGGAAUUUCAUGCCUGAUCCAAUCUUAAGGCAUCAACACAAUACAGUAGAUCUUAUUCAAUCUUAUUCUUUCAUUUUCGUUUUUAUUUUUAUUUUUUUUUUUUCUUUUUCAUUUUCUUUUUGUUUCCUUGUUUUUUGUUUUCUCUCUCAUUAAUGAUAAAGAUAUUUAAACUGCUUAAGGGACAUGCAAUUUUAAUUAUUCACAAUCGAAUCAUUCUUCAGCUUAUCUUUUUUACAUGUAUAUAGAUAGUAGUACAUUUUUUAAAAAUUAUUCUGCACUUGUCAAUGCUACGAAUUUGUUCGUUCGUAAGAAUUCGAACGAGGAUAUCGAGAGAAAUAGAGAUAAAUAGAAAAAGAAGGAGAAAGGUAGAAAAAAUAGAGAGAGAGAGAAAGAGAGAGAGAGAGAGAGAGAGAGAAAGAGAGAGAAAGGGAGAGAGAGGGAGAGAGAGGGAGAGAAAGCACGUGAUCGGACUCGAUACCGUGACUUUCGAAUAUUUCGUGUUUCGAUUUUUCGAAAAUCGAUCAUGUAUAGAUUAAAAAUAAAUGGAAAGCUAGAGUUUUCUUGUAAGUUAAUCUUGUAUUCAUUGUUGAAAGUGAGAAUGAGAGAGAAAGAAAGUGAGGGAGAGUGAAAGAAAGAGAGAAAAAGAAAGAGAGAGAGAGAGAGAGAGAAAAUUUUAAUAUAUAUUUAAUUAUUAUUGUGUUAAUUAUUUAACGAAAUCACGCCUUUCGCAUAACUUCAUAUGAGGUAACAAAAACUUUUUUUAAUUUGUUUAUAUAUAUAUAUAUAUAUAUAUAUAUAUAUAUAUAUAUAUAUAUAUAUAUAUAAAAUAAACCGGAAGGAAAAACGUGGAUGCGUUUUUUAUCUUUUAUUUUUUUUUUCUUUUCUUUUUCAUCAUCGUUUCUACGUUUUUAUUAAUGGAUUGUAACUGUCAUUGUUCUCGUAGAGAAUAAUAAAAGAACGAUCGGUAACAAGACCAGUUAUUUUCUA
Molecule: messenger RNA, 3774 nt
Organism: Vespa velutina
Lineage: Eukaryota; Metazoa; Arthropoda; Insecta; Hymenoptera; Vespidae
Exons: 4
Coding region: 1638-2627 (329 amino acids)
Biological process (GO): animal organ morphogenesis
Molecular function (GO): receptor ligand activity; BMP binding
Source: RefSeq, a predicted model, not a curated record